Molecule: messenger RNA, 1368 nt
Organism: Trichoderma gamsii
Lineage: Eukaryota; Fungi; Ascomycota; Sordariomycetes; Hypocreales; Hypocreaceae
Exons: 5
Coding region: 1-1368 (455 amino acids)
Biological process (GO): transmembrane transport
Cellular component (GO): fungal-type vacuole membrane
Molecular function (GO): transmembrane transporter activity
Source: RefSeq, a predicted model, not a curated record
AUGUCGUCGUCUCCAAUUCCUGGAGCAUCCUCAGGCUCCUCGACUGAUGUCGAAAAACAAUAUCAAGAACAAUAUUUGAAGCAACAAGACGCAGCCGCAGAUGUUGAAAAGUCGCCGUCGCAGCAACAGCAACAAGGAGCGUCCACAGAGCCAGACUUUGGCCCUCCACCCAAUGGCGGCCUGGCAGCGUGGAUGGUUGUUUUAGGAGGGUUCUGUACCGUGUUUGCGAGUUUCGGAUGGAUCAAUUGUAUCGGCAUAUUUCAAGACUACUACCAAUCGCAUCAACUCAAGGCAUACUCGCCCAGCACCGUGGCGUGGAUCCCUUCUGUGGAAUCCUUUAUGCUUUUCUUCGGGGGUCCCCUCGUUGGCUAUAUGACCGACCAGCUCGGCCCCCGAAUCCCCAUCUUAAUAGGCACCUUUCUUCAUGUUUUCGGGCUCAUGAUGACCUCAAUCUCCAAGGAGUACUACCAGAUUCUCCUCUCCCAGAGCAUUUGCAGUGCCCUUGGCUGCUCGUUUCUCUUCUAUGCCCCAAUCGCCGCCCUCGGCACCUGGUUCCGCGCACACCGAGCCCUCGCCUUCGGCAUCGUCACCGCCGGAUCUAGCAUUGGCGGCGUCGUCCUGCCCAUCAUGGUAGAGCGUCUCGUUGUGCGCAUCGGCUUCGGCUGGGCCAUGCGCUCUACAGCGUUGCUGUUCCUCGGACUACUCGUCAUUGGCAACUUAACAGUCAAGUCGAGGCUGCCUCCAACGGGGAGGAAGUUUAAUUUUAUGGAUUUUGUGACGCCCUUUGCCGAGAGACCUUUCCUGCUUCUCACCGCGUCUGCAUUCAUAUUCUAUCUGGGUGCUUUCUUGCCGUUCACCUUUAUCAUCGUGCAAGCCAAGGCGGAAGGCAUGUCAACGGGGCUGGCCGAUUAUUUGGUCUCCAUCAUAAAUGCUGCAUCCACAUUUGGUCGUAUCCUCCCCGCUCACUUAGGCGACCGCUACGGCGUCUUCAAUAUCAUGAUUCUCCUUACUCUCUUCGGCGGCAUCGUCACCCUGGCUCUCUGGCUGCCCGCGGCUUCCAGCGCACCGCUUAUCGUCUACAGUGUAUUGUACGGCUUUGCCUCGGGGUGCUUUUUGUCCAUUGUUCCCGCCAUGGUAGCAUCCAUAUCAGACGUACGCAAGCUGGGCACACGCACCGGUUCACUCUACGCGGUAGGUUCCAUUGGCGCCCUGGUCGGGAGCCCCAUCGGCGGAGCCAUUAUCAAUGAUCAGGAUGGGCAUUUCUCCGGCUUGAUUGUAUUCUGUGGAGUGUCGCUACUGCUAGGAGCGGUCUUGGCGAUUAUGUCAAGACACGCCUUGGUGGGUUUCCAGUUGAGGAAGAAAGUGUAG